AUGCAGCUUGCAGAGUUGGUCAGUCUCCUGGUCUACUCCUUCUGCAUGCCUAUGAGUUUCCAACCUGACAGUUCCGGUGACUUCUUUCUCAAUUCUAUGCAUGCGAUUAAAAGUACCCUUAAUUCUGCCCUCCAAAUGUUCAGGGAUUCUGACGAUCAGACCUGUCCUCCGAUACAUCAUCGCCAUGCUGACUACGGCUGCUCCGCAGGUCCGAUGGGGAGACCGUGCUCUGUCUCAGCCGUCAACUGGUUAAGUGGCGCAGUGAAUUUUAGGCAUAAUUAG
Molecule: messenger RNA, 282 nt
Organism: Protopolystoma xenopodis
Lineage: Eukaryota; Metazoa; Platyhelminthes; Monogenea; Polystomatidea; Polystomatidae
Source: the annotation of a GenBank genome assembly